AUGCACACGCGCCAAGAUAUACAUUUUAACCAAAGUUUGUUUCUAUCUAUCUAUCUAUCUAUCUAUCUAUCUAAGCCUGUUUCUAUCUAUCUAUCUAUCUAUCUAUCUAUCUAUCUAUCUAUGCAUCUGACGUUGUCAACCAUUCUUUUUUCACAUAUACUAACGGUUUGGUUUAGAUUUUCACCACGACGAGGCGUCCUUUCUUUUUUCCGUCUGAGAACGCCACGAAUCUCUUCAGUUAUUUAUUUUUUCUUUCUUUUCGAACCUUCAUCUCUUACUUCUUCUUCUUUUUUUUUGACACGUAUCUAUUUCCCCCACUUCCUUGAAUCCUUUAUUUUCCUCUUUCUUUCUUUUCUUCUUUUCUUUCUUUCUUCUUUUGCUUUUCUUUCUUUCUUUCUUUCUUUCUUUCUUUCUAUAAAAUUGCUCAUCUUUCAUUCUUUUCUCUUUCUUUCUUUUUUCUUUUUUUCUUCUAUAAAUCCAGUGUCUUUCUGUCUUUUUUUUUCAUUUUUUCCUUCCCUGAAAUUGUCCUUUCCUUUCACCUAUCUGUGUAUCGUCAGUCUUUCUUUUUUCUUUCUUUCUUUCUUUCUUUCUUUCUUUCUUUUCAUAAACAUCCUUUUUUUCUUUCUUCCUUUCUAUAAAAUUGCCUCAUCUUUCAUUCUUUUCUCCUUCUUUCUUUUUUCUUUUUUCUUCUAUAAAUUCGUUCUUUCUUUCUUUCAUACUUUCAUGUUUUAUCGUUCUUUUCUUCUCUAA
Acanthosepion pharaonis is the source of this 750-nucleotide messenger RNA. The record is from the annotation of a GenBank genome assembly. NCBI's taxonomy places the organism in Eukaryota, Metazoa, Mollusca, Cephalopoda, Sepiida, Sepiidae.